UCGGAAGUUACGACAUUUUGAUCGGAAGCAACAACGGGAGCUCGCUGGCUGUGAAGAUGAUUGACGAUCAGGACUUGGGGUUCUUCGCAAAUUUCCUCGGGAUCUUUAUAUUUGUACUAGUCAUUGCUUAUCAUUACGUGAUGGCUGAUCCAAAAUAUGAGGGAAGUUGAUUCAAAGGCCUAAUGGUGGAAGAAAUCUAGAGGCUUCUAUGAUAUUUGAUGUUCUAGCUAAUUAUCAAAUUUUAAUGCUUUGUAUUUGUACUGCGCCUGAAAUGGCAUGUCUGAACCUCGCGUCACCAAAGAAGUAAAAUUUUCGUGCUCCACUGUUGUUGUUGCUUGAGCAGAACAAAAUUGAAUAAGGCAUUAUUGUUUCUUACAUGCAAUGGACUUAACUUUUCUUGUUCUCUUUGCAA
This is a messenger RNA of Dendrobium catenatum, 412 nucleotides long. Its product is annotated as dolichyl-diphosphooligosaccharide--protein glycosyltransferase subunit 4A. The record is from RefSeq and is a predicted model, not a curated record. The transcript has 2 exons. NCBI's taxonomy places the organism in Eukaryota, Viridiplantae, Streptophyta, Magnoliopsida, Asparagales, Orchidaceae. Bases 57 to 170 code for a protein of 37 amino acids.